Notolabrus celidotus (New Zealand spotty) is the source of this 2746-nucleotide messenger RNA. Its product is annotated as tetratricopeptide repeat protein 39A. Bases 243 to 1937 code for a protein of 564 amino acids. Gene Ontology annotation, molecular function: protein binding. Lineage: Eukaryota; Metazoa; Chordata; Actinopteri; Labriformes; Labridae. The transcript has 18 exons. The record is from RefSeq and is a predicted model, not a curated record.
UUUGCAUGCACACAAUCUAUUGGAUCCACACAGAUGCACGCAUGCCUUCACACCAGAGCACUUCAGCUCAGUAUCAUAUAACCAAGGAGGGAAGUCUUUGUUAUUUACCUGCAACUUUUCUGCAACUAUAGUCUCGUGGGACAGCCUGGUCUGACGGUGGACGUCGUGAAUGCAACUGGAUUUUUUCAGUCACCCGCUGAGCUCCUAACAGGUGUUUGGGGCACGCCGUUUGGUAGGAUAACAUGUCCAAUGGGAAAGACGCAAAUGCUGAGCGAAACUCCUCGCAGAUAACACUGAAGGAAAGCCUGGAUGAGUGUAUGGAGGCUUUGGAUCUCUUCCUUAACAACCACUUCAGUGAGAGUCUGGAGAGGCUGCGGCCAAGAGUGAAUGAGAGUAUGUACCAUGCUCUUAUCUACGCCACUAUCAUGGAAAUGCAGGCUAUGAUGACUUUCCAGCAUGAUGACAUCAGCAAUGCAGGAAAUACCAUGAAGAGUGCCCAGGAAGUCUGCCAGAGAUUUCGGCGGAAAUCCCCAGGUUUGGCAAACAAGUCAGCAGGGGACUCACUUACUGAAGAGCAGCUUCAUGCAGAAGUGUGUUAUGCAGAGUGCCAACUCCAAAGAGCUGCCCUCACCUUCUUACAGGAUGAGAACAUGGUGAGUUUCAUCAAAGGAGGGAUUAAAGUACGAAACAGCUACCUUAUUUACAAAGAGCUGCAUUCCUUCAUAAAGUCUCGAAGCUUUCUCAAAGGACCCAGCCACCUUCACUUAGAGGGAGGAAUAGCAUUUGGAAUAGGGGCGUUUAAUCUGACACUUUCUCUAUUCCCCCCACGAAUACUCAAACUUUUGGAGUUUGCAGGCUUCUCUGGAGACAAGGAAUAUGGUCUGUCCCUGCUUCGUGAUGGUGCAACAGGGAUGAAUCUGCGCUCCAUGCUGUGUGCUCUCUUACUGCUCUGCUACUACACCUUUCUCACUUUCAUACUAGGUACUGGUGAGGGAGAAGUGGCUGAAGCUGAAAGCCUACUGAAACCUUUCCUACUUCGCUAUCCAAGGGGGGCAAUCUUCCUCUUCUUUGCAGGCAGGACUGAAGAGAUAAAGGGAAACAUUGAUGAGGCUGUGGCUCUCUUUGAAGAUGGCUGCAAGGCACAGCAGGCAUGGAAGCAGUUCCACCACAUGUGCUACUGGGAGCUGAUGUGGUGUUUCACGUACAAGCGAGCAUGGAAGAUGGCGUACUUUUACGCAGACCUGCUGAGCCAGGAGAGCCGCUGGUCCAAGGCAAUGUAUGUCUACAUGAAAGCUGCUUACCUCAGCAUGCUGCCAAAAGAUGAAGCGAGGCCGUUUGGAGAAGAUGAGGUAGAGCUCUUUAGAAAAGUUCCCACCUUCAAGCAGAAAAUAGCCGGGAAGUCUCCCCCUACUGAGAAGUUUGCUAUCCGCAAAGCUAGACGCUACAAGGCUUCUGGCCCAGUCAGGCUCUCUGUGCCAGUUUUGGAGAUGAUGUACAUGUGGAAUGGUUUCAGUAUGAUCAGGAAGCGACCAGAGCUGACUGAAGGCAUGAUGCAGACGUUGAUUCAAGCAGAGCGAACGCUGCAGGAGUCCCCUGGAAAUGAAUAUUCAGUGGAUGAUCGCUGUGUGAUCUACCUGCUCAAGGGUCUGUGUUUGAAGAACCAGGGUCAGCCACAUGAAGCUGAGGAAUGCUUCAACACAGUGUGUGCCAGUGAAAAGAAGAUCAGGUUUGACCACUACUUGGUGCCCAACACUCUGGUGGAGCUCAGCUUACUCUACAUAGAUCAAGGCAGACGGGACGAGGCCAUUAAACUGCUGCACAAGGCCAAAAACAACUACAAGGAAUACUCAAUGGAGUCUCGUACACAGUUCAGGGUGCACGCUGCUCUGGCCAAACUCAAGGCUGAGCACAGUGAGGAAGACGACGCUCACAUGUAGAAAGACCCUUCUUCGUGGAUGUCUAAGCUUGACACACUGGACUCUGUUUCUCUCACAGAUAUGCUUGUUUUAACUUGGUACAGUUUUUAACCUUCAAGCAUCACUUCAUCUUCACACUGGAUAUCUUAGCAAUGUGUUCAGGUCAAGCAUUUCAGGUACUACAUUGUGUUGUAAAAAUAAAUCAUGUAUAAAGUCCUACAAUAUUUUUAGAGACCUACCCUAGGAAGACUGGUUCCUACAUGCAUAAAAAUAGUGCUGGGGGGGAAAUUUCAGGGCAGUGUACAGCUUUAUUCUAAGGACAAUGUUAUUUUUGAAAUAUAAAUUAAAUACACUAAAUUUUAAUUAAUGUUGAUUAAAUCUAUUAUAUAUAUAUCAAAUUAAUUUUAUGACCCAAUGGAAUGUAUGAUUUUACUUUACUGUAUUAGAAAAGCUAUAUAUUAAAUGAUAUGCAUAAUGUACUUUCUUUGUGGAUGUUUUAAUGUGUAAAGAUGCUUCUAUAAUUAAAAACAUCAACAAAAACAUAAAAAUAUAAAACCGUUUCAAAUCCUGCAUUAGUUAGUCUGCAGCCAGUGUCCCGUGCACCGGGCCAUGCAUUUGCCUCGCUCCAUGUGGAUGCAGUGGGAAUGCAGACAAGCCUUGCAGGCCACAGCUAAAGCAUGUUGAUGAGGUGAAACAACUGUUAACUACUGAUCUAAACUCAGUUCUUUGUAUUAGUCAAAACUGAGUGUUUAUGCACCUCCUAGUCAGUUCUAGCACUUUCCAAAUACUUCAAUUAUAUUUGCACAAAUAAAAUUGUACUUAUGAUCGUC